AUGGCAUCCAGAAGUUUCACCAAGAGGGCCGUCAUGAUCCUGGGCGGCGCCGCGGCCGUGGCCGUGGCCGACUUCACUAACCCGGUCCUCUGGGAGGAUCUUGCGGACCUCGACAUCUUCCGGGUAGACGAUACAUUCUACUACUCGGCUUCGACGAUGGCGUAUUCGCCUGGCGCGCCGAUCCUGCGUUCGUACGAUCUCGCCAACUGGGAGUUCAUCGGCCACAGCGUCCCCACGCUGGAUUUCGGAGACGCGUACGAUCUCAACGGCGGCCAAGCAUACGUGCAGGGCAUUUGGGCGUCGUUCUGCAACUAUCGGCCCUCGAAUAAGCUGUUCUACUGGGGUGGUUGCAUCCGGUCGGACCUCAAGACCCACAUCUACACAGCUUCGGACCCAUCCGGGGAAUGGAGCAAGCACGCCGUCAUUGACAACUGCUACUAUGACGCCGGCCUUUUCAUUGAUCCCGAUGACGAUACGAUGUAUGUUGCGUACGGAAGCACAAACAUCAACGUCGCCCAGUUGUCGGCGGAUGGCACCACCCAAGUCAGCAACCAGGUCGUCUACGAGUCACCCUCGAACCCGGGCUACAUUGAAGGAUCACGAAUGUACAAGAUUAAUGGGCGCCAUUAUAUCUUCCUAACUCGGCCUCCGGACGCAGAGUAUGUGUUGAUGUCCAAUGAUGGGCCGUUCGGUCCCUACGAGGGGAGGUAUCUGGUGGACCGCGUCGGCGCCCCCGUAGCCAGCGCCGGGGCUCCGCACCAGGGAGGAAUCGUCGACACGCCCAACGGAGACUGGUAUUACAUGUCCUUCAUCGACGCGUACCCGGGCGGCCGCAUGCCCGUCCUCGCGCCCAUCACCUUCGACGACGAGGGCUGGCCGACGGUCGAGCUCGUCAACGGCGCCUGGGGCGAGACGUACCCAUCUCCCAACGUGCCUACGCCGCCGCGGGAAGUCGAGUCUCCGGUCGGCAUCGACACCUUCUCGGGUUCGUCGCUGAGCCACCAGUGGGAGUGGAACCACAACCCGGACAACACCAAGUGGUCCCUUGACGGAGGCUUGCGGCUGCAGACGGCCACUGUAACCGACGACCUGUACGCCGCCCGCAACACGCUGACGCACAGGAUCAUCGGUCCCGCGUCCUCCGGCACCAUCGUCCUGGACUUCUCGUCCAUGGCCGACGGCGACCGCGCCGGCCUGUCCCUCUUCCGCGACCAGUCGGCCUGGAUCGGCAUCGUCAAGGACGCCGGUGCCACCAGGCUGGCCGUGUGGGACGACAUCACCAUGGACUCUAGCUGGAACACCAACAGCACCGGCUCCGAGGUCGCGACCGCCGACAUCUCCGGCACCAAGGUCUACCUGAGAGUCGAGGCCGACAUCGCUCCCGCCGGCACCAAGCAGGGCGUCUUCUCGUACAGCACCGACGGCGAAACCUUCACUACUCUGGGCCCCGUCUUCACCAUGAACACGGCCUGGCAGUACUUCAUCGGCUACCGCUUUGGCAUCUUCAACUUCGCUACCCAGGCUCUCGGUGGCUCUGUGCUCGUUGAGUCGUUCGAGAUGCAGUUGGUUUGA
Messenger RNA from Lasiodiplodia theobromae, 1572 nucleotides. Its product is annotated as Xylosidase glycosyl. The record is from RefSeq and is a predicted model, not a curated record. The transcript has a single exon. Lineage: Eukaryota; Fungi; Ascomycota; Dothideomycetes; Botryosphaeriales; Botryosphaeriaceae. Gene Ontology annotation, biological process: carbohydrate metabolic process. The coding region runs from base 1 to 1572 and encodes 523 amino acids. Gene Ontology annotation, molecular function: hydrolase activity, hydrolyzing O-glycosyl compounds.